Nerophis lumbriciformis (worm pipefish) is the source of this 1494-nucleotide messenger RNA. The record is from RefSeq and is a predicted model, not a curated record. Lineage: Eukaryota; Metazoa; Chordata; Actinopteri; Syngnathiformes; Syngnathidae.
AUGGCGGCUUCCGCUCGGCAGCGUUUGGCCCUGGCCGUCUGCUGUUUGGGGCUUUUCGCCGCGUCGGCGUCCGGCGGCGGCGGCGGCGGCGGCGACGUGAUCGCCCUCGGGGACGCCGACUUUGACUACCUGGCCACCGAGCACGACACCAUGCUCGUCAAAUUCUACGCGCCAUGGUGUGGGCAUUGCAAGAAGUUAGCCCCCGAGUUUGAGAAGGCAGCCGGCAAACUGAAAGGAAGUGUGCAGUUGGCAAAGGUGGAUUGUACGGCUCAGGCGGAAACGUGCGGUCGCUUCGGCGUUUCGGGGUAUCCCACGUUGAAGAUUUUCAGGAACGGGAGGGACUGGGCCUCCUACGACGGUCCUCGUUCUGCCGAGGGGAUCUUCGAGUACAUGAGCAAGCAGACGGGUCCGGAUUCGCUGAGGCUGCUGAGCGACGACGACCUGCGAACCUUCGUCCGCCACUACGACGCUUCCGUCGUCGGCGUGUUUUCAGGUGAGGACAGUUCCGGUCUGGCCAACUUCCUGAAGGCGGCGGAACUUCUGAGGGAUCAGUUUCGCUUCGCUCACACCACGCGUCCGGAGCUCGCCGAACCCUACGGACUGCGAUCGGAAGGCGUCCUGCUCUUCCGUCCUCCGAGAUUGGCCAACCCCUUCGAAGAAGGCGUCGUCGUCCUCCGAGAUUUCGGCAGCGUCCCGUCUCUGAGACGCUUCAUCCGAGACAACGUAUACGGCCUUUGUCCUCACAUGACUUUGGAGAAUAAAGAUCGUCUGCGAGCGGGCGACCUCCUGACGGCGUUUUACCACGUGGAUUACCGGCACAACGUCCCGGGCUCCAACUACUGGAGGAACAGGGUGAUGAAGGUGGCGUCCGGCUACGCGGGGCGCGGGCUGAGCUUCUCCGUCGCCAACCUGGAGGACUUUCGGGCCGAGCUGGAGGCCGAGUUCGGCGUGGGGACGGCGGACGGCGGGGACCUUCCCGUGGUCACCAUCCGUACCAAAGCGGGUCACAAGUUCGCCAUGCGGGAGGAGUUCACGAGGGACGGCGCCUCCCUGGGGAGAUUUCUGGAGCAGUAUUUUGCGCGUCGCCUCAAGCGUUACGUCAAGUCCGAGCCGGUGCCGGACGGGAACGCCGGCGCGGUUCAGGUGGUGGUGGCGGAGUCCUUCAAUGCGGUGGUCAACCAGCCCACCAAAGAUGUCCUGGUUCUCUUCUAUUCGCCGUCCUGUCCUCGCUGCAAGAAGCUGGAACCCGUUUAUGCCGAGCUGGCUGAGACGCUAUCUGCGGACGCUGACGUGGUGGUGGCCAAAAUGAACGCCGUGGAUAACGACGUGCCGCAGGGCUACGACGUUCGAGGCUACCCGACCGUCUACUUGGCUCCCGCCGGCACGAAGGACCGGCCCGUUCUCUACCAGGGCGGCCGAGAGCUCCGAGACUUCCUGGGCUUCCUGCGGCAGUGGCGGCGGGCCGGCCCGAGCGGCGUCAAGCAGGAACUCUGA